Molecule: messenger RNA, 1977 nt
Organism: Geosmithia morbida
Lineage: Eukaryota; Fungi; Ascomycota; Sordariomycetes; Hypocreales; Bionectriaceae
Exons: 4
Coding region: 1-1977 (658 amino acids)
Source: RefSeq, a predicted model, not a curated record
AUGGCUGUCUUUUUCGGAUAUGGCCAGGACCUGUUCAAUUACGAUCAACAGUACUUCUCUGGAAAAGUCCUCUGGGAUGGAAAGCAGGUUUCUUCAAAGGUGGAAUACGAUGAAUACGUCGUCUAUGAUAAACCUUCAGUCACGCCUAAGGAGCAGCAUGAGCGUCGGAAUAACACCAACAAUGGAUUGCAAGUCACACACCGCUUCAGCCAGGACGAGAAGUCGGGAGCGAGUAUACUCAAUCUUGCUUUUCGCUGCAGACACAGGGUCGAUCGCGAGGUAUUUCACGUAUGCUUCCGUCACCCAACCCCCUCUGAGCGCGAUCCCGACCAGCUGAGUAUGACAGCCGAAGACCUGGUAGAUCUUUGCCUGCACCCUGCGACCCUCCAGUACUCUACCCGUGUCGCCACUGAGUCCCGGUUCUGGUCUCGGGAUCGGUCUACCUUGAGUCUUAUUCUGUCCUUCUCGGAGACAUACAAAACACCUUGCGACUUCUUGUCCAUGUCGUAUCAUAUAGCCACAAGAUCAACCACCAUCUUGAUACGGCAGUCGUUCGAACCCAGACGGCACCGUCCAGACGACCUCGACGAGUACGAUGAGCGUCUGGAAUCUUGCCGCGAUCAUUGGGCGCAUCCACUCGUGAUGCCCGUCAUUCUUCUACAGGUCCAAUUCACACGCUGCGAGGAGACUGUAGCGGAGAAUUCGAUGGAUGUCAUUGCGCUCGAGCAAGAAGUUAGCAGCAACUUGGGUUUCAACAACGCAGAUCCUGCGCUGAGGACGACUCGGAGACGUUUCACAAACGGGAACGACAACGAUACAGCCAGCAAUUGGGGCCCUAUGAACAUGACGAACCUCAUGAAGCAGGCGCACGAUGUACUCAGAGGCACCAUUAAACUUCUUGACACUAUUCGCUGGGUCGAGAGGGCAGCCAAACUUCUGGUAUUGGCGGGAGAUGAGCUUGCAGAGAGGCUCAAUGAGUCCAGGACCCAUCAUAUGACCCGUGAUCUGAACAUGGGCGGUGGCCAAUUUGGCCUCUAUGAGCGUAACAAUUCUCGGCCCCCAUCUCUCGCCGUCCCUGAUCAGGAGGAUACAAGGGAAUACACAAGAGAGGACCCGAGAGAGGACCCGAGAGAUGAGCCAGCGGACCCACCUCUUCGCACAUCAUCAUUGACCGAGGAGCUAGGUGCGCACUGGUAUGAGAUCAGGCAAUAUCUCGAAGCGCUCCUGCGGCUUUCCAUGAGUCUAGAGACGGAACGAAGGAUGGCCGAGGCCCGAUGCCGAGCUCAGAUUGAUAUCAUUUACAGUAGAAUGGCGCAAGAGGACAAUGCUCUCAAUGCACGGAUGGCUGUGACGUCUUCCCGAGACAGUGCCUCUAUGAAGGCUCUCGCUGUCAUCACAGCUGUCUUCCUGCCUGGCGAGUUCAUUGGUACCUUAUUCGGCAUGUCCAUGUUCGACUGGCUGGCCCCCUCAGAGGGCUCCAGUAGUAGUGGAGCAAGCAAGCUGCGCAAGAGGUAUGGCUCGUCUAACGGGGGUGGAAGCAGCGACGAGCACGGGAAUGAGAUCCUCAGCCGCCAGUUCUGGGUCUAUUGGAUCAUCUGCAUUCCUCUUACCCUCAUCAUCAUCGCGUCAUGGCGUGCAUGGUGGGUAAACCAGGACCGUUACUUCCGUCGGCACCUGUCACGGGAGCUGAGCGAGGAGCGUUACUGGACAGAUGAUGGGAAGCCGAGGGACCUGCAGCACAGUUUCAUACACGACUUCUUCUACCUCUCAUCAAGACGUGCCGAAAAGCCUCGCGACCUGCCAUCGUAUUCCAACAACGAGCAUCAGAAUCCUACCGCAAAUAGUAUUGAUAUAGGGAACAUGGAUUGGGGUUUACCACUGGCCAGAAGGCACACGGCGACAUCGACCAUGAUGCGGCAGAAACAGAUACUCGAUGCCAGACAAAAGAGUCUGCGCAACAGGUCUGUCGCCAUAUAA